AUGGGAACGCGGUGGAGGCCGCUGUUCUGCGCAUUGGUCUUGUUGGUGUGCACGCUGGCAGUUCAAGCCGCAGACAAGGCUCAUUCAACAGGCACAGACGCUGAAGGAAACAGCCUAGAUGAUGGGAGCGCACUUGCGACCUCCCAGCGCGUCCUGCUGCAGGCCCCAACUACGACUCAGACGCCCCCUUCCAAUCCAAACCAGUACUUUCUGCCCAGCGCAACACCGGACCCUCGCUUGCCGGUAGCAGGCAACAGCGCCUUUGUCGACGCGCUUGAGACCCAGACGCGGCGGGACUCGGUGGAUGUUCUGCUGCGAGCGGCGCUUUCUCCCGCGGCCGACCCCCUUCUGGCGGCUUUCGCGGGCACCCCGGCCACCGCAAACCUGCUCACGGCCUUCAUUGGCCAGGGAACGCCUUUGCUGGGCCUUCUGGACAAUGUGGGAGCGCCGGUGAUAGACAACAUCUUUGGCCUGAUUGUGGACACCCCAGCCAACCUGGCACUCGUGGAGGCAAUCGCCACUUCCCCUGCCUUCCUGGCCAUCAACAGCGCUCAAGCUGGUGCCUCUCAGAUCUUGGGGCCAUUUGAACGGGCGCUCCUGAGGUACCAGACAUAUCUGGGGCUGACGGCAGGGGGCGUACCUGCGGCGGAGGCCGCAGUCCAGGCCGACAACGCAGUGAACAGCAACCAGGGCCUAAGCGAGGGUCUUAUCCCCCCCGCCACCCCUGUAAUCACCCUUCCACCAAUCUUAAACCCCCUGCCCACCCCCUCAUCCACCCCUGCCGCCACGCCGGUGCUGACUGUACCGGCCGCCGUCAACACUCCAGUUAUAUCAACGACCCCUGUGCCAACCCUACCAAACCCCUUGCCUAUGCUCCCGCCCCUUACCCCGGCCACAACCCCGGCGCCAACCCCUGCCGCGACGACAUCAUCCACUCCUGCGGCGACCCCGACCGGUGGUGACUCGUCUGGUGACUCAGCGGUGACGUCACCCUCGCCUGAUCAGGCAGCAGAGCCGGCCAAUGACAGCCCGGCUGCUCCAGUGGCAGCGGACAACCAGACCCCUGACAUCCCCACGGCUUACCCGGCUUCGCGCCGCAGCGGCCGAAAGAUCAGCCAGGCCAGCGGUCUGUUCCCCUCUGCCACACCGGACCCUGAACUGCCGAACGCCGGCAACAGCCCCUAUGCAGGCACGCCCCUUCUAAGAAAGACACUCUCGGCGGUGGAGGCAUCCAUUACAAAGGAUGCAGUUGACAACAUGUACCGAGAUGCCUUCUCGCCACUUCUGGACCCCAUUAUCUCCUACCUCUACCGCACUCCAGCCAUCGCCGAUGCACUUAAGCCCAUCAUCGGUGUCAACAGCCCCCUGUCAGCAACUCUCAACCAGCAGGGUGUGCCCGUGGUGCAAGCCACCUCGGACUUCCUGACCGGCAACCCAGUCACCUCAUUUGUCAUCGAUUACCUCGCCGCUGACCCGGGCGUGCAGGCUGUCAUUGCUGCCAUGAAGAGCGCUGCUGAAACUGCAGGCUCUGCUGAGCUUGCAUUCCUGAGGACCCAGACAAAUCUGGGCGCGCUGGCAGAAGGCAAGAGUGUCAGCGAGGCAGCGCAGAUCGCUGACUCAGCGGUGACCAAUGUUCAAGGCCUGUCUGCAGGCGCUACCUCCGGCAGGCGCCACCUGCUGCAGCUUAGUGCAUUCCUGCCGUCAGACGAAAAUGAUGGCGAGCUGCCCACAAAAGACAACAGCCCCUUUUCACAAGGGUUGAGGCAAUCUGUGCCCCGGCUGGCGGGGGGCGCGGCGGCUGAGUCAGCAAUUGAGAGGGAUCCAGUGGACAUCAUGAUCCGCGAUGCGCUGUCACCGGUGGUCGAUCCGUUCAUAGCGUACCUCUACCGGACGCCCGCCACCGCCCAGAUACUCAAACCCCUCAUCGGCAUAAACACCCCCCUGGGACAGUUCCUCGACACUGUGGGGACGCCCAUCGUUGAGGCAAUCUCCUCCUUUCUGCUGGGCAACCCGCUCACAGCGGCCGGCAUUCAGAUGAUUGCUGAUGAUCCCAAUGUGAUUGAGCUCCUCGGCGCAAUCAAACGCGUGACACGAGUCAUCGCGCCUGUGGAAAUUGUCGCGCUGAGGGGAUUGACAUAUCUGGGAGCAGUUGCGAAUGGCAAGAGCACCGACGAGGCCACGUACAUUGCCAACUCUGCAAUUGCCACCCUGGAAGGCUUGUCUGGCAGGCGUCACCUCCUUCAGGCGAACCCUGUGUCGGCCAUGCUGCCCAGUCAGACGCCCAACCCAAACCUGCCAACCCCUCAGAACAAUGCCGCCCUGGCGGGCCUGGAGAGGAUAGUGCAGCAGGAUCCGUUUGACCAGGCGCUGGCGGCCGCACUGUCUCCGGUGCUUGAUCCGAUGCUGACAUACAUCAGCCGCACCCCCGCCCUCAGCAACGCUUUAGUCACCCUUGCCGGCCGGGACACGCCCCUUGUGCAGACACUAACCAGUGCAGCGACGCCGAUCAUUCAGGGAUUUGAAGACCGCGUGCUGAGUCAGCAGGGCGCCAUCGCCGCCCUUCAGGCAAUAACCGACUCUCCCUUUGUCAGCGACUUCCUCGGCAACGCUGGCAACAUGACCGCCACCCUGGCACCCCUCCUGCGCACCGUAACGAUGCAGUCCCUGACUCUUUCCUUUGUGCUGCAGAGGGUGGGCACAUAUCUUGGCGCGCUGGCGGGGGGCUCCGAUGCGAACCAGGCGCUGCAGGCCGCUGACAGUGUCUUUGGUGACGUCACCCGUGACAUCACCGGCACCGGCCGCCGCCACCUCCUGCAGGUUCCCAGCCUACAGAGCCAGGUUGCUGAGCUGUCGCAGGUGGCGCAGUUCCUGCCCAGCCAGACCCCCAACCCAAAGCUGCCCACCCCAGAAAACAACGCAGCGCUCGCGGGCCUGCAGAGCAUUGUCAUGAACGACCCGCUCGAUCAGCGCCUAGCAGCUGUACUGGCCCCCGCUCUGGAGCCGGUCCUGACAUACAUCAGCCGCACCCCCGCCUUCAGCGGUGCAAUCAGCAACGUCUUCAAUAAUGACUCACCCCUGGUGAAGCAGCUGAGUGCGGCGGCGCUGCCCCUGAUAGCGGCAUUCAAUGCGACGGUGAUCAACAACCCGGCGGUGUCAGGCGCACUCGACAGAGCGGCCAGUUCGCCAAUCGUGGACGGCCUCGUUGAGCGGCUGCAGAACCUGACUUCCCAGGGAGCACCUGUCGUGCAGACCUUCCUGAGGAUCGGUACGUACCUGGGAAACAUCGCGAAUGGGCUGCCGGCACAGCAAGCGCUGAACUUUGCUGCCAACCUCCCCGGGGGCACCAGUGGCAACAGCGGCCGCCGACUACAACAGGCCACUGGAGGGCAGAAUAUCGAGGGGCUGGUAGCGCAGCUCAUCUCAGGCAUGACGGGCGCCCCCCAGUCGGCGCCGCAGGGGGGUUUGCCGCCUCUGCCGGGCUUUCCGGUGGCCACCGCCGAGUCCCCCACCUCGGGGGAACCCCUCUUGGUGACGGUGGGACUGGCGCCACUGCCGAGCAUCACGGUGGCCACCGCAGGGGGGCCCGCUCUGGCGGAGGGGCCCCUCCCUCUGGCCGGAGGGCUCCUGCUGCCACCGCUCGCUGCACCGGGGGGUCUCCUGCCGGCUGGCGCUGACCUGGCGCCCACCUCGGCAGCACCCUCAAGCUCCCUCCCUCAGCCUGCCUUCCCUCUAGCGGCUACGCCAGGGCCGGCUGUGGGCAACUUGCCACAGGCAGGGGUCUUGCAGCAGCUGAUUGCAGAUGCUUCCAAUGGAGCGGCUGCUGCGCUGACGGCUGGGCCAAACCAGGCUUCGGCGAACAGAGCGGUUCAGGCGGUGCUGAAUCAGCUGCCGGGCCUGCCGCCUCUGCCGGUAGCGGGAGUCGCCACCGGUCCCGGCGGCGUACUGAACGGCGCAGUGACAGCCGCACUGACGGCCGCACAACAGGCGGCGCGGCUGCCGGCGCUGCCGCCUCUGCCGGUCACGGGAGCAUCCUCCAAUCUUGGCAGCAUACCAAACAAUGCAGUGACAGCCGCACAGCAGGCGGAGCAGCUUCCAGUGCUUCCUGCCCAGGUGCCUUUGCCAUCGAUGCAGGCUCUGGCUCCGGUGUCCGCCAUCGGCUUUCCGGCCUCCGCCCCCGGCCUGGCCCUUGCUCUUCCACAGGUGCAGCAGGGCUUGGCCAACAUUGGGCAGGCCUUCAACCUCCCAACCACUUUGGAGUUUGUCCAGACGGCGGUGAGGCAAGCUGCCCAAGACACACAGGUUGCGCUGGGCAGCACUGGGCAGGCCCUUGCGCAGGGAGACUUCAGCCGAGCUCUGAACAUCACACAACAGGCGUUCCAAGAGAUGCAGGCGCUCGUGAAUGAGACAGCGGUGCAGAACAACGUACUGUCCCAGGACCUCAGUGGUCUGCUUAACAUCAUUCUGACAGAUGCGUCCAACCUGGCACAAAGCAUUCCCGACCCCUUGGCGCAGCUUGAGAAGCAGCUGAGCUUUGGGAUCUCCACACCGCUCACGAAGUUUGUGGACAAGCUGCAGAACGCCUCGGUACCCGCCACGCUGUCAGACGCUGAAGCCGAGGUGGAGGACAUUCUGUCGGCCUUCUGCACAGCUUCCUCUUUUACACCCUCUUCUGACGAGCCUGCAGCCUGUGUGGGAGAAAUCUUAGCGUUGGAGCUCGUGCCAUGGACUUGUGCAGUUGAUGACAGCAAGGACACACUGACAGACAAGUCUGGCAGCAUCCUCACAUGCAUGCCUGCCUACCUCCAACUCACCAGAAUACCCGCCAGCUGCAAUUGGAAAUACACCGCUGCAGCGGAGUGGGACGGGAAGGAGUGCAAGCUGGAGACCACACUCUUCGGCCCAGAUGGCAGCGCCACAUAUGGCGGCACACCCAUUUUGAAAGACGUGAAGGAGCUCGUAUCCAACGUGGUGAGCAACGUGACAGCAGCGGUCACAAAGGACCUGAAGCAGUGGCAGGGGAACGCCCUGGUACCUCCGACCAUGCAGGACCUGGCAAGCAGCUUCCAGGCAGGCAUCCAGCUGGCAUCAGGGCCUUCUGUGUCAUCAACCCUUUCUGGCACCGGCUCUAUCGUGGCGGAUUUGUCAACCAUUGGUUCUCUUGCAACUGGUGUUGCCGGCUUCUGGCAGCAGUUGGGGUCUCUCUGGGGCUGA
Molecule: messenger RNA, 5211 nt
Organism: Coccomyxa subellipsoidea C-169
Lineage: Eukaryota; Viridiplantae; Chlorophyta; Trebouxiophyceae; Coccomyxaceae
Exons: 35
Coding region: 1-5211 (1736 amino acids)
Source: RefSeq, a predicted model, not a curated record